GUAUCAUUCGAAUCAUUCACAAUAGACACUGAUAUUUUUUUUAAUUAUAAUAAACAGCUGUUUUGCUGCACCUAUUGGGAGUUCUUUUGUUUUUAUAAAAGAAACUAGAUAAGAAAAUUAUUGUGGACAUUGGCUGUUGAAUAAAAAUAAAUAAAUAAAAUAAUAUAUAGCAGCAGUUUUAAAUAAUCAGUGAAACAAAAUGGAGCAACUAUCUGGGGUUAUGAUAAUCAUCAUAAUAGGAGGCGGAGUGCUGACUUUUGUGAUGCUAUUCAUCUUCGCCAAACGACAAAUUAUGCGUUUUACACUACGAAGUCGCCGUGGACCACACGUACCCGUGGGUAAUGAUGCAAAGAAGACACUACGAAAGGAGAUUGAGCGUCGUCUAGAUUGCAUACAGAAAAUUGCACAAGAGCCAAGAUUACUUUGGACAGAUGAUAAAUAUAUUUUGCGUACGGAUCAGCCAUUACCGCCAUAUUAUUAUCGCAUGAAAGCUGUUGACGAUGUAAAAAUUUUGGAAUCGGAAAUAAUGCGUAGCGAUGGUAGCAUGCGACAUCCGUACGACAGUUUGCGCGCUUUCCUACUUACUACACUUGCUGCCACCACACUUAAUUGCUCUGGACAGCAACGCAUGAUACAUCAAUUUUGCGAUAUGUAUGAGCACGCCCGACACGAUCCUAAUGAAUUUGGCAGUGAGGAAUAUGAAGCAUAUCAUCGUUUAUUACUCAAACUAAUUGAAGCCGCUAAACAAUUGAAAUCUCUGAUCAGUUCACGCAAAACAUCUCCUGCACGCACACCAAAAAAACAAACAAAAAUGCAUUCAUUAUUGGACCCUGCACGUUUGCGUCCACCUGCAACAACACCUAAACUACCAUCAAAUACUGGUUUAACUGCAGGACAACAAUCGAAGGUGAAUUUGACGUUAGGCUUGCAAGGUCGUGAUAUGGAUACUGUGGAUAUAGCAAAUAAUCCAUUGCAUUUGCAACCACCAGCCGAGCGUGAUAUUAUAAUACGCAAUCGCAUUAAAACUCCUACACUGGACGAUGAGGAAGAGGAUGACAUUAAUAAUUUAGGGAGCGGCGAUGUUGAAGCUGUGCGCAUAGAGGAUGUGGAAGGUGAAGAUAAUGAAGUAAUGAGCAUUUCAUCGGUACAAUUUCAACCUAAUUCAAGUGUUGUUUGAUUAAUUGAGUAUGCGGCGCGCGCACGUUACAUGACAAGUGUGUUAAGGCGUCUGCUACCAAAAUGAAAAGAAAACUGCAAAUUCAAGUGCAUGAACGGAGAAACCAUACAAUAUGAGCGGUUUAAAAAUUCGUGUAUGAACCUAAUCAGCGGCACUUUAUGGUUUGAAUGCAACUGGGUGUUUUUCCCCAUAAUCGAUCCAAACCAAAGUUUUAAUUCGAAGUCUUAAUAAAUAAAAGGAUAAUAGACUAAUAUUUACAUUAAAUAUUAAUGAAUCUCAACCUUAAAUAAAGUAAUGUAUAAGGUAUAUUAUAUUUUUUCCCAAUAUAAGGUUUAAAAACUAGUAAGAUAUAUAUACGUCGCAAAUAGUUGUGAAAUGUAUUACACUACGUGUUAUAAUAAAUAUUUAUAAAAAAGAUAGUACCGAUAAAUGUU
Molecule: messenger RNA, 1611 nt
Organism: Bactrocera oleae (olive fruit fly)
Lineage: Eukaryota; Metazoa; Arthropoda; Insecta; Diptera; Tephritidae
Product: protein C1orf43 homolog
Source: RefSeq, a predicted model, not a curated record